AUGCUCGGAGGCGAGGCGCCUCGUCCCAGUCAUGGCCGUCGCAGAGCAGGUCUGCUGACACUGGCUGCUGCCGUUGUGAUGCUUGCUCAGUGUGUAAAGCAUGUAGAAACCUUCAUGAUGCCUGCCCCUGCCAAGUCAGUGCCGCCGCGUGCACAGUCCAUGUCUCCGGCGGCUGCGUACAGCGCAGGACAGUCGUUGAUGGUCGGGCAGUGGGAAGCUCGUACGCUCGCUCGCCCGGCACGCACGGCUCGAGAGGCGGGCACCGUGCUGAAGGUGAUGCUCGGAGUUCCCAGCGCGUUAAUGCUGCUCAGCACGUUCAUGGUGCUGCGUGGCUACAAGCAAGAGGUCGGAAACGGUGACGAGAUGCAGGAGAGAUGGGCAAGCUUCGCGAAGAGGCCGAAUGCUCGCUUCAUGUCCCUUAUGGCUGGGGCGGCAAGGGUGGGCCUCAUCGCCUUGCGCGCGAAGUUCACGCGUGACGAAGCAAAGAAGUCUGCCAUCCACACCAAAGCCGGCAAGCGAGCUGUGACAGAACUCGUGAGACUUGGGCCUACCUACGUGAAGCUGGGGCAGAUCCUCUCCUGCCGUGAGGACCUUGUGCGCAAGGAGUGCGACCCAUCUAGCUGCGACUUGAGGCUGCACUGCAAGUCCUCGCCAAUGGCAGGUUGGAGCCGGGGAGCAGAGGGAAAGAGGUGGGCUGUGGGCUUGGCCCAACGCACUUAUCGGGCCCUGCAGGAGGCGGAGCAACGCCUGGCCCUGGACUUGCGCGAGGUGCAGGAGAGCACCGUGGAACAUGCGGCGAUGUAUGCUAAAAAUCCGGAGGUUCUGGGAGGCAUGCUCCACCUCGUGUUUUGUUUGGAUUUGGUUCACCAGUGGGUGCAAAGCAGAGAUGACCAGAUCAAGGAGAUGGAGCAGAACCUGCAUAAGGCUCAGCAGAGCAUGGUGCAGUGCACCAGCCUUAUGGACCAGUUGAGCCUGGACGUGAGAAGCUGCAAGGAGAGCCUCGCUGCGCUUGAGAGAGUGUCAAGAGAUGCAACACAUCCGGGAGGUUCAGCGCAGCGAUCUCAGCGAGCUCAAGCUGCACAGGAGGAGCUUCUCCGACAGAACGCGGAACUGCGCGCCGAGCUGGAAUCCGCCAAGAAGGCGGCGUCGUUGCACGUGCGCCGGGACGCCACAGUGACAGAUGCACCAGUGCAGACAUUGCUCCAGUCGCUGGAGCAACUUGAGCCCCUGCUGGCUGCCAUGCCGGCUGGUCCUGGUGUCAUUGAGUUGCAGGAAGAGGCUUGUGAGGCAUAUGGGCGCCUACGAGGAGUUUUGCUAGAGGCCGCAGCCAUUCCAGAGGUGCCAUCUUGGCCAGGAGACCCAGGCAGGUCUGCAAGCUCCUGGUCCAGUUCAGAAAACAUGCCGAAUGCGGCGGCACCAUGCGCUGAUCGCUGGCCUAGAACGCAGCUGGAGCCAGUUGCACGGUCAGGCGCAUUCGCACCCAGCCUCGUGGUCUGGAUAACACCCUUUUGUUUGUCUGUGUCCGGAGAUGGCAGACAUGGAGCCAUGGAGUCGCCCUUGCAGAUCCUUCAGGGUCGAGCUGCCCCCGUGCAGCGCCCGAAGCCGAAGCCGAAGACCGAGAAGGUGUUGGUUCCGCGGAUCUUGCAAUGUGGAAAGACAUCGAACUGGCCGAAGGCUGUGGCUUUACUUGCAGAGUCUCUCCAGACCCGUGUGCCAGCAGAUGUCGCUAUGGAGUGCACCCUCAUUGCUCUGGCUCGAGGUGACCAGUGGCAACGGAGCCUCCAGUUGUUGGUGCAAUUGGAAUGGGCGGCUGCUCGAGGCUCUCCCAAGCCUCGCCCGGCCAUCUACACCUCAGCGAUCGGAGCUCUGCGGCGGCAGGGGCUCUGGGAGCAGGCCCUCAGCUUGCUUUCCAUGGCCGAAGACGGAGGUGUGGUGUUGGAUCUGCCCAUCAUCAACACUGCGAUUGGCGUGUGUGGCUACGGCGGGCAGUGGGAGCGAGCGCUUGAGCUUCUGGACCAGCUGCCACGGCAAAGGCUGCAGCCAACCAUCUACAGCUACAACUCUGCUGCGGCGGCACUCGGAUCAGCGAGGCAGUGGGAGCACGUCUUGGCUCUUGCGGAGACGAUGCACCGGCGGCGUGUUGCUCUCGAUGAUGCAAUGCAAGACUGUGUGGAGAAAUCAGAAGCUGUGGGGCGCAGACAAAUGCAGAUUGACGCAAUGGACGUCCUUUCUGCAGCGAGCGAUUGGCGGGAGGCUUUGGCCUGCCUGCGAAGUCUAGGCCAGCAAGCAGUGCGAGCUGAUGCAAAGAUGCACAAUGCCGUCUUGGAUGCUUGCUCCAGAAGCUCUCAUUGGGCUGAGGCGCUGGCGCACUUGGACCGAAUGAAAGCACAAGUGAGACCCACAGCCGCCUCUGUGACGAGCGUUAUUGCCGCGAUGGGUGCUGCUAGAAUGUGGUGUGAGGCUCUACACAUGUUUUGGCAGACCGGUCAAAGCGGUGAAGCCGGCUUGUCGGUGAACGUGGACAUCUACCUUUGCGUUACGGUGUUGCAUGCUCUUCGAAGUGCAGGCAGGUGGCCACACGUGCUUCAUCUUCUCUCAGAGAUGUCGGCAAAGCAUCGGCGGUCUGGGCUUGAUCUUCCAAAAUCGUUCCUACCUGUUCCAGACAGCAUGUGCUUCAAUGUUGCUAUCAGCGCCUGUGCAGAUGCUUCACUUUGGCAGUCAUCGCUUGCCUUAUUUCGAGACAUGAAACGGCGAAAGAAUUCAAUGCCAACAGCAGUGACUUUCAAUGCUGCGAUUCAAGCGUGUGGUCAAAGCAACCACUGGCAGCAUGCCUUGGGGUUGUUUGCAGAGUUGCCGCAUCAUUCCGUUCGGGCGAAUGAGGUGACAUGCCUCUCCGUCAUGCAAGCUCUAAACAAGGCAGAGGUGGAUCAGCUGCCACGGAUUCUUCGCUUACUCCGAGACAUGAGGAGCCAAAGCAUGCAGCCCGGCGUGACUGUCUUCAGCGCGGUGAUUGCCGCAUGUGGUGGCCAGGGCCAGUUUGACAUCAUAAGCAAAUUGCUCGAGGACAUGGUCAGCAUCAGUACUGCUCCAAACACGGUCGUGCUCAACACAGCAAUGAGCGCCUACAUCGACUGUGGGCAGUUGACGCAGGCAUAUGACCUGUUCGGUGGCAUGCCGGACUACUCGGUUCGGCCAGACCUGGAUUCGUACAACACGAUUCUGAAAGGUGCCUCGAAGGAGGGUUUGUGGGAAUAUGCCUUGCAGAUGCUGGAAACCAUUCGAGCCGUCAACUUUUCUCCGGAUGUGGUGAGCUACACAACUGCUAUCCAUGCUUGUCGUCGCGGAUCGCUGUGGCGUGAAGCUGUUCACCUGUGCUGGGAGAUGCGUUCACAAAGUGUUCGGCCCGACACGAUGGCUCUUGGGGCCACCAUCAAUGUGUGUGCGGACUCUGUGAAAGUGGGGGAAGGCUCUCCUGGCAGCUGGGCCUUUGCUUUGGGCCUCUUCGGCGAGGCAAAGCUUCGGAGCCUCCCGCUCAGCACACAGUUCCUGAACAUGGCUUUGCAGGCCUGCACUAUGGCCUCGGAGUGGGCUGCCUCCAUCGGCCUGGUAGAGGACUUGGGAGGAAAGUUCUACAAUCUGAAGCCAUGCCUCGUCACCUCGAAUCUGCACUUGAAUGCGCUCUGCAUCGGGCACCAGUGGCGAGUAGCGCUUGAUGUUCUGGAGAACGAGUGGCCAGCGCGUGGCCACCUUCCAGAUACCUCGACUUACAACACCUGUAAUGCGGCCCUGUUAAGCGAGCCUGCGGCAAAGAAACUGCAGAAGGUCAACGAAUACCUUCUUCGUUGUCUCAUGGUCAGUCAGUCUGGCCUACCGUACAAGCCUGAUUCCCACGUGCUUGACUUGCACGAGAUGAGCUUGAACUCCGCCAAGGCUGCCGUCCGCGUGGCAUUGGACGAGAAGAGUGGGUCAGAUGUCGAGGGCGCCUUGUUGAUUGUCACGGGAAGAGGUCUGCACAGCACAGAUGGAGGUCGCCUGCAUUCGGAGGUGGCUGAACUGCUGCAGGAUGAGCUGCAUGUCCGAAUACAUCCGACAAAAGACGGUGGUGGCAUCUACGUCCCAGAGAAGGAGGUGCUGCGUUUGCGGCGACAGCAUGCCCACACGCCGACGGAUGCGGAAACGCAGAGAAGAACUCGCGCUCCCUUUGCUUCGUGCUUACCAACAGCGGCUUGGACCACACGUGCCGCCAUUGCCGAGGUCUGGACCCUUCCGCGUGCAUAG
Molecule: messenger RNA, 4278 nt
Organism: Symbiodinium sp. CCMP2456
Lineage: Eukaryota; Dinophyceae; Suessiales; Symbiodiniaceae
Source: the annotation of a GenBank genome assembly